Messenger RNA from Hordeum vulgare subsp. vulgare (domesticated barley), 850 nucleotides. RefSeq lists its product as uncharacterized. The record is from RefSeq and is a predicted model, not a curated record. Bases 131 to 412 code for a protein of 93 amino acids. The transcript has a single exon. NCBI's taxonomy places the organism in Eukaryota, Viridiplantae, Streptophyta, Magnoliopsida, Poales, Poaceae.
CUUCAGCUAGCUCAAUUAUAACACCACUGCCAGCAGCCCUCAUCACCCAGCUGCCCCCGGCACCCUUUCCUCUCCUUCACACUCUACACCCGCAACCACAAGCACACCACCAACAAGCUCGCCGGUCGCCAUGGAGAAGUGCAGAUCGGUGCCGCACGAGCACGCGGCGGCGUACUACGGGUGCGGCGGCGGGUACGACUACGAGGACGUGGGCCGUGGCGGCGGUGGCACGGCGGUCAAGUCGUACAGCUUCAACGGCCCCAGCGCCGGCGACGACCCGGAGGCGAAGCGGCGGCGGCGGGUGGCGUCGUACAACGUGUUCGCCUCGCAGGCCCGGCUCAAGUCCUCCGUCCGUGGCAGCUUCAAGUGGCUCAAGUCCAAGCUCUCCGACGUCCGCUACGGUGGCCUCUGAAACUUUUUCCUCCCAGCCUCCAACGAACCCUCCAUGAACCGAACCUCUACUACAUAUACGUGCAUAUGCAUGAAGGAGUGUGUAUGUGUGUGUGCUACUGCUGCUGCUGCUGCUGCUGCUAUACGUGCAGGCAUGGCCCCCAAGUUGCUGCAUAUAGGUGUGUACUGUUUAAUCACAUGCCGUAUUUGUGCAUGUAUGAACUGCUGCUGCGUGUGUGUGAUGCUAAGUUGCUGCAUGGUUAACUGCUGGAUCCAUCCAUGGAUCGGUCUAUGUGUUUUUGGUUGCCUUUUUUGAGACGCUAAGAACGGUGGUUGUACUCUUAUAUCCUCCUUAAGCUGCAGAUCAAGAUGUAUCAAGCCAUGCUCUCUGUUUUUCCUCUAUGAAAAAUCUGUGUUCUCCUUUAUCGAAGAAUGAAAAAUCUGUUCUCUCUUUUUGUUA